Loxodonta africana (African savanna elephant) is the source of this 4799-nucleotide messenger RNA. It is a transcript of the gene LONRF1, whose product is annotated as LON peptidase N-terminal domain and ring finger 1. The record is from RefSeq and is a predicted model, not a curated record. Gene Ontology annotation, molecular function: ubiquitin protein ligase activity; protein binding; metal ion binding. The transcript has 12 exons. Lineage: Eukaryota; Metazoa; Chordata; Mammalia; Proboscidea; Elephantidae. Bases 1 to 2247 code for a protein of 748 amino acids.
AUGUCGUCUCCGGCGGUGGCGAGGAGCGGCCCGGGGGGGAGCCGCGAGGUGGCCCCGCGGCGCUGGGCAGUGGGCGGCGGCAGCGGCGAGCGGCUGGAGCGCGGGGAGCUGCUGCUGCGCCGCGGCGAGCUGCUGGCGCUGGGCGGCCACCUGAAGGGAGCGCUGGAGGCGUACUCGGCGGCGCUGCGCCGCGGGGCCCCCGGCAGGCCCGAGCGCCUCGGCACCUUGGUGGACUGCCUGGUGCUCAACUACCGGCUCCGGCACGGGCUGCGCUGGAGCGCGGCCCCGGCUGCGGGCGCCCAGGCCGGCGCCGCCGGGCUCCUGAGCUGCCUGGGCUGCCGGGGCUUCCUGAGCGAGCCGGUGACCGUGCCCUGUGGCCACAGCUACUGCCGCCGCUGCCUGCGGAGAGAGCUCCGCGCCCACUGCCGCCUCUGCCGGGCCCGCCUGCCGGCCGCCGGUGCCCAGGGGCCGCCGCCCCCGGCCGCCGCCUCGGGCUUCAGGACCAGCGUCGUCCUCAACCACCUGGCCGAAAAGUGGUUCCCGGGCCUGCGGGAGAGGGCCCGGGCGGCCGGCCGGCUCGGGGAGCUGCUGCACCAGGGGCGCUACCGGGAGGCCCUGGCCGCCGCCUGCGAGGCGCUGCGAGCAGAGCCCAGCGACCUGACUCUGAAAGUUUACAGAGCGGAAUCAUAUGCUGGUCUCCAAGAGUUUAAAGCAGCAAUGGAAGAUUUAAACGCAGUUCUCUCUCAACUGCCAAACUGGCCUGAGGUCUACUUCAGGAAAGGGAAAGUACUCCUCGAUGCUGGCUUUUUGGGGGAUGCCUUACAACUGUUCCUUCAGUGCUUAGCUCUGGAUGAAGACUUUGCAGCCGCAAAGCUGGAAGUAGAAAAGAUUUUGUGUGACUUACUAUCCCCUGAAAAUGUAAAAGAAGGCCUGAAGGAGUCUUCCUGGAGUUCAUUCCCAUCUACUAAAAACAAAGCUUUUGGUUUCCCGUCAGUGAUGGAGGAAUCGCGUUCUGCUGGUGAGCUUAGCCCAGAGCAGAGUGAACCAGCUCCCGAGGUGGCUUCAGAACCUGUCAAAGGAAGCUUAAACCGUGCACAGUCCGCACAGGCUAUCAAUUCACCAGAAAUGCCUGUCAGAGAGGAUGGUCUAAAAAGAGUUUCUUCAGAACCGUUACUCUCAGUUCAAGAAAAAGGUGCUCUGCUGAAGAGAAAGCUGUCUCUUUUAGAACAGGAUGUGAUCGUAAACGAAGAUGGGAGAAAUAAGCUUAAAAAACAAGGAGAACCGCCUGGUGAAGUCUGCACGUUAUCCUUCGUUUGUGGUGACAUCCCGGAAGAAUUAAUAGACGUCUCAGAUUUUGAGUGCUCUCUCUGCAUGAGGUUGUUUUUUGAGCCAGUGACAACCCCUUGUGGACAUUCAUUCUGUAAGAAUUGUCUUGAGCGUUGUUUAGACCACACACCGUAUUGCCCACUUUGCAAGGAAAGCUUAAAAGAGUAUCUAGCAGAUAGGAAGUACUGUGUCACUCAGCUGUUGGAAGAAUUAAUAGUGAAGUACCUGCCUGGUGAGCUGUCUGAGAGAAAAAAGAUAUAUGAUGAAGAAACUGCUGAGCUAUCACACUUGACCAAGAAUGUUCCGAUAUUUGUUUGCACUAUGGCCUAUCCCACUGUGCCUUGCCCUCUUCACGUAUUUGAGCCAAGAUACAGAUUAAUGAUUCGAAGAAGUAUACAGACUGGAACGAAACAGUUUGGGAUGUGUGUCAGUGACGCACAAAAGAGUUUUGCAGACUAUGGUUGUAUGCUACAAAUUAGAAAUGUGCAUUUCUUACCUGAUGGAAGGUCUGUGGUUGAUACAGUUGGCGGAAAGCGGUUUAGAGUUCUAAAAAGAGGAAUGAAGGAUGGAUACUGCACUGCAGAUAUUGAGUAUCUGGAAGAUGUUGAGGUUGAGAAUGAGGAUGAGAUAAAGAAUCUCAGAGAGCUUCACAACUUGGUGUACUCUCAAGCCUGCAGCUGGUUCCAGAACUUGAGAGACAGAUUUCGGAGUCAGAUUCUUCAGCACUUUGGAUCAAUGCCUGAGAGGGAGGAAGACCUUCAGGCAACCCCUAAUGGACCCGCAUGGUGUUGGUGGCUUCUUGCAGUUCUUCCCGUAGACCCCCGAUAUCAGCUGUCCGUUUUGUCAAUGAAGUCUUUGAAAGAACGGUUGACAAAGAUUCAGCAUAUACUGACCUAUUUUUCUAGAGACCAAUCUAAGUAACCAGCUGCUUGGAGCUCCCUUUAAACAGUUACCCUAACCUGGCUGUGUGGACGGCCAGGUUGUUCACUGCCUUGGCACAUCCAGUGCUGGUUUGAGAAAUGUAAGGAAGACCGUAGUUUGCGUUUUUGUGUUCUUCAACCUCCUGAAUCAUGUGGUUCUGCAAAUGAACACCUUCGACUAGGACCUAGACCACUAAGAACUUGCACAGAAAAACACGCACUGAAUGUGUGUUCAACCUCUACGUCGUGAUGAAGUUGCACUAUGUACCAUAUCCUAAACUGAAAUGAAAACUCUGUGCAGGUGUGGGCUGUGUGUGUGUGCGUGUGUGCGUGUGUUUGUGUGUGUGCAUGGGUUGUACGUGCGCAUUUUCUCUGGCUUUAAAAUUUUAAAAAGAAAAAAAAAACAAAGCCAUAGAGAGCAGAACUUGCCGAGGGGUCUGUUGUUGCCCAAGUUUACAACAGUAACGAUACAAGUUUUUGCAAAUUGAAUUUGCCUCCGAUUUAUCUGUCCCAAUGCUUCGAUUUGCACAAGUAUGUACAAUGUGGUCUUGAGUAUCACUAUUUGUUGGGAAGACUGCUCUUGCUGAACUGUCUAGACCAUUGACUAUGACACAGUUUCUAUUUAUGUAAAUACGCACAUCACAGUGCCCUACGGGCAUCGGAUGUAGAACCUAGAGCCAGUUUUCAGGAACAAUUGCAAACCUGACAUGGUACUGUACAUCUAUUCAUAAAACACUUAAAACUGUGAAAAUAUGGUUUACAUUUAAUUGUACAUAAAGGCAAAUGGCGAACUCAGUUCAGUACCAAUUAGUUUGUACAUUAUAGGGGCUUUCACAUUAAUGGCCCGUCUCUGUAAUUUAUAGUUUGACAUGAUGUGUUUGUUUUUAAAACAGUGACAUAGUAGAAGCUCGUUGAGGAACUAGGGGAAGAAAGGAAGCUUACAAUGUAGAACUAAGCUUUUAAAGUGUUUUUUUUUUUUUUUUCCUGUUCUUGGUUCAAAUGUUAGUUAUGCCUUAUUCAUAUCACAGUUAGAUCACCAUGCUAUGGCAUGGUUUAUACUCAUGCUGCCUAGAUACUUCUGUAACUAUUUGUUGCAAACUUGUGACUGUCUCUAUUUACUUUCUUUUAUGUAAAGUCAUUUGUAAAAGUUUCUUACAAAUUUUGCUUUUGCUUAUUUAAUUUUGAAUAAAAGCUAAAUUCAUAAGAACUUUACUUUUUAACUGUAGGUCAGUGUCCAGAAAAACAUCAUUGGUGGAACCAAGGUGCAUAUAGUAAAGCACAGAUGAGUUUUGCUUCCUGUUUUGUGACAUGAGACAUAAGCUAUGGAUUUUCAAAGUACUGUUUUUGGCCAUUUUUUAAUCAAAGAAUGCAGUGUCUGAAGGAGGCUUGGGCCCUAGAACCUCCUCUAAAGCCCUAAUUUUCAACCUUUUGCAAAUCUUUGUCCUUUUAGGAUUCUUACAUAAACACUACCCCAUUGGAGACUUUCUCUGGUAACACAGACCUGACCAUUUUAGCCCCAAAUUUCCCAGCUAAGAUUUUCCAAAUAUAAAAAUGCUGAGUUCUAAAACAGAUUCAGAAAUGAUCUCCUUGAGGGCCUCCCUAACGCCCUCAGUUGUGCCAACUGAGAACCUGUUGAAUAGUCCUACAGAAAACAUUGCCUGGAGAAUGGGCCACCCCUCAAAAAUGCCUUAUAGAUAGUUUCUGAAGUGUUAAACUUUCUUGUAAGAAAAAAACUAUUAAAUGCCUAUUAAACAGUAACUCAUAGUGUAAAUGAAUAGUUCACCUAUGUAUUUCUCAAAAUAUGCACCGGAUGGUGGUAGGAGUUUUCUGGUGUUGAAUCCACAUCUGUGAUAUACACACACACACGGGCAUUGAAUAGUUUACAUAUAUACACAUACUAAUGGACAUUUAUGGUCCUAUUUAUCAUUUCACCCCUAAUUUUGUGAUAGAUGAAUACAUAGGUCUCUGACAGUUUCCAGUCUGCAGAUUAAAAAAAUCUCUGGAAAUUUUUUCCUACUAUAUCUUCCAUACAGUUUAUUAAAAAAAAAAAAAGUAAAUGGUUUUUUCCCUUAACAGUGUAAGUAUCUAAGUCCUGUCAUGAAUUCUACUUUUCAAGCCAAAGUAGCUAGUUGUAAAUUCUCUUAUACACCUGCCUGCAUGUCCAGUUCUUCCUCUUCAAGGUCCAACUCAGAAGUCUUAAGUCAGCUGAAAGGACUCUGAGUUCCCAAAGCACUUACUUUAUACUUGCUACGGUGCUUAAGGGAGAUAACUGAAUAAAAUACAUAAACUCUAUCCUGAGUAUUAAGACUAGUAUCUGGCAGUUUCAGACAGAUAAGUGCCAAAUCAUAGACUGACCACUGAGCAAAGCUGAAAAAUGAAUGCCAGUUAAAAAGGGAGGUUGGAUAAAGAUGGUUACCAACCCCAAAUAUCAAAUCCAAUGCCAUAGAGUCAAUUCCGACUUGCAGUGACCGUAUAGGACAGAAUAGAACUGCCACAUAGGGUUUCCAAGGGUUGGUUGGUAGGAUUCGAACUGCCGACAUUUUGGUUAGCAGC